AUGACUGAGGAGUGGGAAGCAAACUAUGUAGAUUAUAAAGAGCUAAAGAAACUAUUGAUGGAGUUGUGCGACGACAAGAACAACAAACAAACCACACCAGUACACAGAACAGACAGAAAUUCCACAUUUCUGCGAUCCUUAUGGAAGCAGUUUCAAAAGAUAGAUAAAUUCAUUACGGACAACGAGCGUGAUAUUGCCGGAAAAGUUAAACAUUUAGAAAAGACACAAGAUGCAACUGGAAUUGUGGCAACAAUGAAAGAUUUAGAGAGAUUAUUGAGUUUUGUAGAAUUGAAUCAAGAGGGUAUAAGAAAGAUAUUGAAAAAGUACGACAAAAAAGCAACAUCGACUAUUGGCUAUGAAUAUUACUGUAACAUGGUCAGACCACACUUUCAAUCAAAACUGGCGAUAUUGACACACUAUAACAAAUGUUUACUGAAAACAUAUUCAUCACAAUUUGGUGAUCCAUCCGAUAUAACAGUUUCUGGUGAUCAAUCAGAGAGUGUAUUUUCUUUGGCAUUUGAUCAAUAA
This is a messenger RNA of Heterostelium album PN500, 528 nucleotides long. Its product is annotated as SPX domain-containing protein. NCBI's taxonomy places the organism in Eukaryota, Evosea, Eumycetozoa, Acytosteliales, Acytosteliaceae. The transcript is spliced from 4 exons. The record is from RefSeq and is a predicted model, not a curated record. The coding region runs from base 1 to 528 and encodes 175 amino acids. Gene Ontology annotation, cellular component: cytoplasm.